Messenger RNA from Lucilia cuprina (Australian sheep blowfly), 2044 nucleotides. It is a transcript of the gene Dsp1, whose product is annotated as high mobility group protein DSP1. The coding region runs from base 310 to 1701 and encodes 463 amino acids. Gene Ontology annotation, cellular component: nucleus. Lineage: Eukaryota; Metazoa; Arthropoda; Insecta; Diptera; Calliphoridae. The transcript is spliced from 7 exons. Gene Ontology annotation, molecular function: DNA binding, bending. The record is from RefSeq and is a predicted model, not a curated record. Gene Ontology annotation, biological process: regulation of transcription by RNA polymerase II.
UGUUUAAAACUAAACUAUAAUUAAUAAAAGAAAAUAUAAACAUAUAUUAAACUAAAAUUAAAUUUUAUUAAAAAUAAAAACAAAAGUAUUAUUUGUUUAGAAAAACAAAAGUGAAGAAUAAAAUUAAACUACAACCUCAAAAUAAAAAGUGGCAGCAUCUACAACAACAAGCUGUUGGAAAUCUUUGGAAUUACGUACCCCCCCCAAAAAGUCAUCAGUUAAUGAGGCCUAUAACUAAAAUACCACAACAAUAAAAACACCUUUUUUUACAUACUACAACAACAACAACAAAACAAACAUAAACAAGACAUGGAACAUUUUCAUCAGAUACAGCAACAACAACAACAAACAAUUGAUCAGCAAACUUUACAACAUUAUCAGCAACAAUUGGUUGCACAGCAACAGCAACAAGCCGCUGCCGCAGCCGCUGCUGUCCAGCAACAACAACAAUUGCAACAACAGCAGCAGCAGCAUCAGCAGCAACAACAACAGGUUGUCGUCCAACAAAAUCAACAGCAAGCGCAUCAAAAUAACGCCAAUACAACGUCUGGUGUUGGCACCCAACAAUUGUUCACCUACAAAAUGGCCAGUAGUUUUCCAAAUCCAGCCACCACAAUGGCCCAGGUGGUGGCGACAUCGAAUGCAGCCGGCACACCCGCCUACGACUAUCGUCUAAAUAUGGCACAGGCUGCAGCAGCUGCUGCCGUGCCUGGUUCUCAGUGGUGGUAUUCGGCAGCCAAUCAGGGACAGAUCGAUGCUAAUACAGCCGCCCAAUUGCAACAACAGCAGCAACAGCAACAACAGCAGCAGCAACAACAGCAGCAACAGCAACAACAGCAGCAGCAACAACAACAGCAACAGCAGCAGCAACAACAGCAGCAACAACAACAGCAGCAGCAACAACAGCAACAACAACAGCAGCAACAGCAAAUACAACAGCAGCAACAGCAACAAAAUGCGAAUAAUAUGGUGCGCACUGGUACCGGCGGAGGAGGCGGCAAAGCGGAUGCCAAACCUCGUGGUCGUAUGACAGCCUAUGCCUACUUUGUACAGACAUGCCGUGAAGAACACAAGAAAAAACAUCCCGAUGAGACAGUUAUAUUUGCUGAAUUCUCCCGCAAAUGCGCUGAAAGAUGGAAGAUACUCAAAUCCACCGAGGAAGGAAAAGAUACAAUGGUUGACAAGGAAAAGAAACGCUUCCACGAAAUGGCUGAAAAAGACAAAGCUCGUUAUGAAUUGGAAAUGCAAAAUUAUGUACCACCCAAGGGUACCGUAGUGGGACGCGGCAAGAAAAGGAAACAAAUGAAAGAUCCCAAUGCGCCGAAACGAUCAUUAUCUGCCUUCUUUUGGUUUUGUAAUGAUGAACGUAAUAAAGUUAAAGCUCUUAAUCCCGAAUAUGGUGUAGGCGAUAUUGCCAAAGAGCUGGGACGUAAAUGGGCCGAUGUAGAGCCGGAGGUUAAACAGAAAUAUGAAUUAAUGGCUGAAAAGGAUAAGGCCAGAUAUGAAAGAGAAAUGACCGAAUAUAAAACAAGUGGGAAAAUUGCUAUGUCCGCCCCCUCUAUGCAAGCACAACAGCAAGCGGCGCAAAAGGCGGCCUUACUGGCAGUGGCUGCUCAACAACAGGCAGCCCAGCAAGCAGCUCAACAUCAUGAUGAACAUGAUGAUGAUGAUGGCGAGGGUGACGAUGAUGAAAAUCAAUAGAUUUAAAAAAACAACAAUAACAACAACAACAAAUAUUAUUAAUAUAUGCCCAAAAUGUUGCUUAUGAGAUAUACUACAAAAACUAAAACAACAACAACAAAAUGAUUACACACAUACAACAAAAAAUAAGAAAUUCACUAAUUCCGUUUGCUAAACAAAAGAAAUCUUGUUUUGUGCUUCAACACACACCAUCCCCGCCCCCGCCCCCUUCCUCUUUACUUUUUUAAGUUAAAAUUUGAAGAUUUUUUUUUAAUUUGAAAUGUUUUCUUUUAACAAUUUUUUUUUACCCUGUAAGCGUAAAAUUAACUCAAAAUACAACAACAAAACGAAAUUUUCAACCAUA